Messenger RNA from Chrysemys picta bellii (western painted turtle), 2621 nucleotides. RefSeq names its product oocyte zinc finger protein XlCOF6-like. Lineage: Eukaryota; Metazoa; Chordata; Testudines; Emydidae. Gene Ontology annotation, biological process: regulation of DNA-templated transcription. The record is from RefSeq and is a predicted model, not a curated record.
AGCCCUCUGGGAGAGAGACCAGGCAGAUGUGUGUUUGCGAGAAGCCGUAAUCUCCUAUUAGGUGUGGAGAUUCCAUAUGUGCAAUUUAUAGAGGGGAUGGAUUCAAUACACCGUAAGGAAUAACCCACUGAUUGGGGCACAGAAAGGCGGGCUGCAGAACUAUAUACUCAAAAGACAAAACCUCUGGAUAGUAAAGUGCCCCUAACCAAUCAGGACUUUACUUUUCUCUCAUGCAAGCUCCUAUGUCUCUACCAGACGUUGCUCUGGAGGUUCUGAUUGGUCAGAAGGGGCCUGUAGCGAGUGAUUGGCCAAUGUAUUGUGUGAAACGAAGAGUUCCAGAUGUCCAGGAAGAGUGGAGGACAGACAGGCCUGUGUGUGUAGAGACGGGGCAAUGAGGAAGCCAAGUAGCGGCAGCAGUAAAGUUCAGACUACGACUUCUAAGCUCCUUUGGGGCUUUUUAUCUCCUUGUUGAGGUGCUCAGAUACCACUGGAUAAACUAGUGAGCACUGACUCUGUACCAAACACAGUUCCUAUUCCUGGGAGUUCACACGUGUCCAAAAAUGAGACUGUGUGUAUGAAACCUCCACAGCAGAAUAUAAACACGCUGUACAGCAGAGAAACACCUCCCUCUGCCUGGCUGAGUCUCAGGGCGUCAGCAGUAGGUGCUGAGUGUAUGUCCCCCUGGAUUUCAGGUGCCAGUGACAUUUGAGGACGUCGCUGUCUAUUUCACCCUUGAGGAGUGGGAGAAAUUGACAGACUGGCAGAAGGCGCUGUACUGGGAGGUGAUGAGGGAGAAUUAUGAUCAUCUGAUUUCACUAGGGUAUCCAGUUCCCAGACCCACUCUUGUGUUGCUGAACAAUCCGGAGGAAGAGCCAUCGCUCUGGGAGCAUCAGGAUCUGGAAGAAAUAGAAUUACCUGAAACAGCUGAUUUCAGGCUCCUAAUUAAGGAGGAUGAGGAGGAUAAGGAAAAUGCUGAGAACCUGGGACACGUCGAGACACCAUUCAGAGGCUCUGAAAAGGAAGAUAAUUUGCUUUUUUCUAUCCAGCGAGUAAACCGCACUGGUCAGGGCAGCCUUGCCGUGGGGAGGAGAAAAGCCCACCUGAAAGGAAACCACGUUGAAACCACAAAUCCACAGCAGCUCAGCCCAGAUGAGAAACCUCACCAAUGUAGCGAAUGUGGGAAAAGCUUCCAGAAGCGUGGGAAUCUGAAAUGCCACUUCCGGACGCACACCGGGGAGAGACCCUACCCCUGCCCGGAGUGUGGGAAGAGCUUUCGCCAAAAAGCACCAUCUGGUAACACAUCAGAGAACCCAUUCAGGGGUGGCACCGUAUAACUGCCCCCAGUGCGGGAGGAGCUUCAGCACGUCUGCCCGCUUUAAAACACACCAGAGCGCCCACCUGGGGGAGAGGGCAUUGCAUGGCAGAGAGGGUGGGGAAAGCUUCCAGACGCACGGGGUUCUUCACGUUCACCAGCGAACUCACGCUGGGGAGGAGCUGCACGUGCGUAAUGACUGUGGGAGAAGUUUCAGCUGUAAGCAAACCCUUAGGAUCCAGCAGAGAAUCCACGCUGGAGAGAAACCGUACAGAAGCCCUGGCUGCGGGAAAAACUUUUGCAUGCCCGUGCAUCUCAAACUGCACCAGCAGAUCCACGUGGGGGAGCGGCCCCAUACGUGCGACGAGUGUGGGAAAAACUUCCGGAAGAGCGAGCACCUGAAGCGGCACAAUCGGAUCCACACAGGGGAGCGACCCUUUGCGUGCCCGGCCUGCGAGAAAAGCUUCACCCAGAAGCAGCACCUGGUGAAGCACCAGAGAACCCACACGGGCGAGCGGCCCUACCUGUGCAGCGAGUGCGGGAAGAGCUUCCGGACACGCAAGGAUCUCCGCUUUCACCAGCAAAUCCACACGGGAAAGAGGCUCCACGUGUGCGAGGCUUGCGGGAAGAGCUUCAGCCACAGGCAAUCGCUCCUGAGGCACGCGAGAACUCACGCCGGGGGGAGCCCCUACACGUGUAACGACUGCGGAGAAGGCUUCGCGGUGCACAAGCAGCUCCGACGGCAUCGGCAAAGUCACGCUGCGCAGAAGCCCGCCGAGCACACCUGCAGCGAGUGUGGGAGGGGCUUCCGGAAGAGCGAGAACCUGAAGCGCCAUUUGCACACGCACACAGGAGAGCGCCCAUUCCUCUGCACCGAGUGCGGGAAAAGCUUCAUCCAGAAGCAGCACCUGGUGACGCACCAGAGAACCCACACGGGCGAGCGGCCCUACCUGUGCAGCGAAUGUGGGAAGAGCUUCAGCACCGCCGAGUGCCUGAAGAUCCACCGGAGAAUCCACACGGGCGAGCGGCCCUACCUGUGCAGCGAAUGCGGGAAGAGCUUCCGGACACACCGGGUGCUGAAAGUUCACCAGCAAACUCACACCGGGGAGAGUCUCUUCAUCUGCUGCGACUGUGGCAAGAGCUUUCGGCACAAGCAGACUCUGGUGACGCACGAGAGGACGCACGCUGGCGAGAAGCCCUAAGACUGCACCCUUUGUGGAGACGCCUCAAGCUCCUCAAGAUGCAUCAAGAGUCUGGCUCUACACCUGCAGCAAGUGCGGGAAGAGCUUCCAGAAGGGUGAGAACUUGA